CACCAGAACGAACUUUCUGAACCUCUCCAAUGGCUUACCCUCCCACAGGCCUUCAUUUUGUCUUAUUUCCCCUUAUGGCUCAAGGUCAUUUGAUACCCAUGGUGGACAUAGCCAAGAUACUAGCCCAACGCGGUGCAACAGUUACUAUAAUCACGACUCCGGUUAACGCGAACCGUUUUAAAUCCGGCAUUCACCGUGCAAUCGAAUCUAACCUCAAGAUCCAAGUUCUCGAACUCGAACUCGCGUUAGCCGAAGUUGGUUUGCCGGAAGGAUGCGAGAAUUUCGACUUGCUUCCGACGUCUGCGCAUGCUGUCAAUAUGUUUUUGGCUAUGAAUUUGUUAGAAGAACCUGCGGAAAAGGUGUUUCGGAGUUUGUGUCCGCCUCCGAGUUGCAUCAUCUCGGAUGGUGGUUUUCCAUGGACGUCCGAUUUGGCGGAAAGGUUUAACAUUCCGAGGCUCGUUUUCUACGGGCCGGGAUGUUUCGCUUUCUUGUGUAUACACAUUGUGACGAAUACGAGUAUACUAGAUGAAAUCGACUCCAAUUCGGAGUACUUUGUACUUCCUGGCUUGCCCGACCACAUUGAAGUCACAAAACCUCAAGCUUCGACUUGGGGAAGAGGAGACACAAAAGAAACCACCGAGAUGUUUGAUCGAAUGCAAGAAGCCGAGAAAACUUCAUUCGGGAUUGUGGUUAAUAGCUUCGAGGAAUUGGAGCCAAAGUACGUUGAAGAGUUCGCGAAAGCAAAAGGUAAAAAAGUGUGGUGUAUCGGCCCGGUUUCAAUGUGCAACAAAAGUGUCCAAGAUAUAGCCGACAGAGGAAACAAGGCUGCGAUCAACGAGCACGAUUGCAAGAAAUGGCUCGAUGCAAAGGAGCCACAGUCCGUAGUUUAUGUUUGCCUCGGAAGUCUAGCGGAUUCUUCCACGGAACAAGCCAUUGAGCUUGGGUUAGGAUUGGAGUUAUCGAACGUGCCCUUUAUUUGGUUCAUUAGGCACACAAGUGACGAAUUCGAAAGAUGGCUCGUAGAAGAAGGAUACGAAGAAAGGAUAAAAGAUAGAGGCCUAAUGGUCCGUGGUUGGGCACCACAAAUCUUGAUAUUGUCACACCASGCCAUCGGGGGUUUUGUAACACAUUGUGGAUGGAACUCGACUCUAGAAGGGAUUUCCGCUGGGAUCCCGAUGGUCACGUGGCCGCAUUUUGCGGAACAAUUUCUAAACGAAAGAUUUAUCGUAGAYGUAUUGAAAAUCGGAGUGAAAAUAGGUGCGGAGGUUCCUAGUAUUUUCGCAUUGCGAGAUCAGUUUAAGCCUGAAUUGACGAUCAAACGGGAAGAUAUCAAGAYGGCCGUGGAAGGUUUAAUGAGCGAYGAAGAGGAAGGACASACGAGGAGAAAACGAGCAAAGGAAUUUGGGGAAAUGGCGAAACGAGCGAUGGAGGAAGGGGGAUCGUCUCGCGUUAACAUGACAUCGAUGAUUCAAGCGAUUACAACCGAAGUAACCAACAGGACGAAACCGAUUCCAGAUAUUGUGUAAGUUGUACACCCAACAUGAUUCUUUUAAGCUGAAUCACGAUGGUUUUUGGGUUGUGAUGUUUUGUAAUCAGUUGCCCGAGAAAUCGAGGUUUGAAACUGU
This is a messenger RNA of Cynara cardunculus var. scolymus (artichoke), 1625 nucleotides long. RefSeq names its product UDP-glycosyltransferase 73E1-like. Gene Ontology annotation, molecular function: UDP-glycosyltransferase activity. Bases 30 to 1526 code for a protein of 498 amino acids. The transcript has a single exon. The record is from RefSeq and is a predicted model, not a curated record. Lineage: Eukaryota; Viridiplantae; Streptophyta; Magnoliopsida; Asterales; Asteraceae.